AUGUCAAUCAAAGAUUUGAAUGAAUUGCUUUUCGAUAGAUUUAGCUAUGUAAAUGAGAUUAUGAAACUUCGAAAAGAUCUCAAUUCCAAAUUAUCAUUGGCAAAUGUAUGUAUCUCGAAAGCCAAGUAAGUUUAUUUAAAGAUUUUUCAAAAAAUACAGGGUGACCAGAAAUUAUCCGUGCAAACUCAACCGGCCGUGAAAUAUUUAAAAACAUGAUAUUUUCAACAAAUUUUUUGAUUGAGCACCAAUCAAUAGAUAACUAUUUUAAAAUUAUCACAAAAAUCGUGAUCAAAUUGAAAUCUUACUUGGACCUUGAGCGCCUAAUGUUGAUGUGUCAAAAAUUGGGCAAAGAGCCGCGGCUAGUGGUGUUAACAAUGUUGCCCCAUUUUUCGCUUCAACAACUGUGUAAAUUCUCAAAACUAUUUUCACUUGUUCCUAAAAGGAUCUUAGACGACUUCUUCUGCCUUUGCCAAAAUGAAAUUAAAUUUUCCGACUUUGGGGAUGGUUUGGGCGGUCAUGACUCCCUCGGCCCCUUGUUUUUUACUGAUAAAAGUGUCAAAACCAACAACGAUUCACAACAAACGAUCAUAUUUGAACAUUUUCAUGUUUUCUCAGUUUAAUCUAACUUAAAAAUAUUCAUAAGACCAAUAAAACUGAUGAAGACCUAACAUUUGGACCAAAACCAAAAAUUUACUUUCGCGAAAAAAAAUUUUUCUUUUUUUUUUUCAAUUUAUUUGGGCCUCUGAAGCUCAUCGAAUCUCAGUCCGCAAGGUUACUUGGAGUUGUAAUUUUUGAAAAAUAACAUCAUUAGAAGAUAUCUUACUCAUUUCAUAGUUGUAAAAAUACAAUUGGAGUUUUCCAUGUACUAAACAAAGUCAAAACUCCACGCGGCCUUUCUCACUAUUUUAGAAAUCUGGUUAAAGGCCCAGAAAGCCCUGAAAAAAAUCUUAAAAUCAACAUUCGUGAUAAUUUUGGAAUUAUUAUGCAUUUAUUAUUGUUAACAAAAAAUUUCUUUGAAAAAUAUCCAAUUUCGAAGUUUUUAUGACCGGUUUAGUUUGCACGGAUAAUUUCUGGUCACCCUGUAUUUGUUAGAAAAUAAUUAUAUGUUUUUCAGAACUACCAGAGGGAUAUCAUUAUUCAGUGUAAAUUCAAUCGAAACCCAUGACUUGGAACCAUCAGUCUUUGUAAAUAUUGAAAAUGAUGAAUUCAAACGUGAAACUGAAAAGAAUGAGGAAGAGAGCGAGGUGAAGAAUCGAAAAUCUGGGGAAACUGAAGAAGUCAAGGAGGAGAAGAAGGCAGUGUCAACCAAGGGACAAUUCAGACCAUUUGGAGUUUUGGAGCCAACUUCUGCUAAAGAUGCGAGACAACAAAUGGGAGAGAGUAUUGAUGUAAGUGUUUAUUUAUUUUUUCUGGGGGAAACAAACUAAAUUUAAAACAUAGUUAUUGUAAUGUGUAAGCUCUGAUUCUUGCUAGUUUUGGCAGUCGAACAUCCACAUUAUGCCAAUUUUCUUCUCUUUUCACGCCUUCGUAUAACUCUUUGAUGAGAAUUGAGAAUCGAUCAUUUUCUGGGAUUUGAGAGAUAAGCUUUGUGACAUCAUAUAAAGUAUCUUUGGGAAUAUUUCGAUAGAAUUCGACAUCUUCAUAAACCAAUUUCAAUUGAUAAAUAUCUCUAGACCUUUUUCUUCCAAUAAAUCUUGCCCUAAAAUGUGGUCCAGGCAUAUUCGAAUAAUCUGGCAACUCUCUUUCUUCUUCUAAAUCCAAUGAAUAAUCAUCUUGAAGUCCUUGGGGAAAACUUUCGAAUUCAUCUCGAAGCCCUUCCAUCGUUGAGGGAAAGUCUUGUCGUUUCAAAAAUUCUCGAAAUCGUUGAAAUGCUUCGACUGUUCUACGUCUACCGUAUUCUUCGGUUAGAAUUAUUGCUCUUGCGCGAUAUCUAUCCAUAAAGAAAUUUUCGGCGACUGAUAGUGGCGUUCUUCGAGCUGCUGGAUUGGCUUCGUUGAUUGUGAAGUUGAAAAGCGGAUUGAACUGGAAUUUAGUUGGGAAAAAUUAUGAUAAAAUCCUAGGGAUUAUCGGUAUUUUGGGCUUUUCGACGUCAGAACUUUUUUCACAAAAUUUCUUUAAUUUAUGACGUGGCAAAGUUAUAUUUAUUGAAAAUCAGGAACUUGUCAAGAUUUUUCCAGAAAAAAUUGAAUUUUUUUUCAGAUUUUAAAAUUUUUUUAAAAAUCGGGCUCAAAAAAAAUUAAAUUUUGAAUCUCUAAAAAUUUGUUUGAAAAUAUUUUUUUGUAGGAAAAAUAUUUGUAGAAUCAUUUUUUCUUUAAAAAUCAGAGCAUUUUUUUUUAAAUCAAAAAUGAUUUUUUUCCAAAACUCACCACUUGAAACAAUUUAUCCUUAUAACAAAUCUCUCUUAUAUGCCAACAUGGAUCAGACAUCAAAGUAGUUAUCUGCAUUCUUUUUCAAAUGAACUCAAACAAUAUCAGUUUAUCAAAAAAGUAUAACAAAAUAAUGAAACUAGGAUGGUUUCCAUAGAGAUUGAGAACUACAUUUUUUAAGCAAAAGCUGCUUAUUAAACCGCACACGCACUAUAUAAUCUUUUUUUUUUCAGAUUCUCUGCCGCAUUGCCACAAUUCAACAAAAAAUCAACAAGAUCGAUGAGGAAUUCAGUGCAACCCUCAAACAUGAGGAAGUUAUCAAACAGUUACGCAAGUUGUAUGUAUAA
Caenorhabditis angaria is the source of this 2713-nucleotide messenger RNA. The record is from the annotation of a GenBank genome assembly. NCBI's taxonomy places the organism in Eukaryota, Metazoa, Nematoda, Chromadorea, Rhabditida, Rhabditidae.